Tetrapisispora phaffii CBS 4417 is the source of this 966-nucleotide messenger RNA. It is a transcript of the gene SPT3, whose product is annotated as transcriptional regulator SPT3. The transcript has a single exon. The record is from RefSeq and is a predicted model, not a curated record. The coding region runs from base 1 to 966 and encodes 321 amino acids. Gene Ontology annotation, cellular component: SAGA complex. Gene Ontology annotation, biological process: transcription by RNA polymerase II. Lineage: Eukaryota; Fungi; Ascomycota; Saccharomycetes; Saccharomycetales; Saccharomycetaceae. Gene Ontology annotation, molecular function: transcription coregulator activity; protein heterodimerization activity.
AUGGAUCCAAAAUAUAAAUACCGCAUGGAGAUUCAACAGAUGAUGUUUGUUUCUGGUGAGACUAACGACCCUCCUGUAGAGACUACAUCGUUGAUCGAGGAUAUAGUGAAAAGUCAAGUUAUUGAGAUUUUGUUACAAGCCACAAAGACUGCCCAUAGUCGUAGUAGCAAAGUUGUUUUACCUGAUGAUGUUAUUUUCUUGAUGCGUCAUGAUAAGGCAAAGGUCAAUAGAUUAAGGACGUAUUUAUCUUGGAAAGACCUACGUAAAAAUGCAAAGGAUCAAGAUGCAAGUGCUGCUGCAGGAGCUCCUGCAGUUGGAGGUGAAGAAGAAGCAAAAGCAGAGAAGGAUGAUAAAGAUGGUAUAGUCACGAAGGUUAAAAAAUCUCAAAUUAAAUUACCAUGGGAAUUGCAGUUUAUGUUUAACGAACAGGCACAGGACGAUGAAAAUGAUAUGGAUGACGAUGAGAGAGAGGCAUCUAUUAUAACAAUGAAACGUCUUAAGAUGGCUGAUGAUAGAACGAGAAAUAUGACAAAAGAGGAGUACGUGCAUUGGUCUGAUUGCCGUCAAGCUAGUUUCACUUUCAGAAAAACGAAGAGAUUCAAAGACUGGUCAGGUAUAACACAGAUUACAGAUGGUAAACCACACGACGAUGUUAUGGAUAUUCUUGGGUUCUUGACAUUUGAAAUGGUCUGUUCAUUGACAGAAGCAGCCUUGAAGAUCAAUAGACGUGAGCAAUUAAUACAAAGUCAAAAAAACAAGUCUCAAGUCAAUCAAGAUACAGCCUUUGAAACUACUGUUUUGAACAGGAAGAAAAGAUUAUUCGAUGGACCCGAUAACGUAGUACGCCCACUGAAAGCUAGGCAUAUAGAAGAAGCUUGGAGACAAUUGCAAUUACUUUCUCCAAAACAAAAGGCAUUAGGAACAUUUAAGGGUAAUAAGGUUACGAAGAGAUCUGUAUUUGUAUAA